This is a messenger RNA of Grus americana (Whooping crane), 1582 nucleotides long. RefSeq names its product NOP protein chaperone 1 (gene NOPCHAP1). The record is from RefSeq and is a predicted model, not a curated record. Gene Ontology annotation, molecular function: box C/D methylation guide snoRNP complex binding. Gene Ontology annotation, biological process: box C/D snoRNP assembly. Bases 1 to 516 code for a protein of 171 amino acids. Lineage: Eukaryota; Metazoa; Chordata; Aves; Gruiformes; Gruidae. The transcript is spliced from 4 exons.
AUGGCGGGGGACGGCGGAGCGGCUGGCCCGGCCGCCUCUCGGGAGCUGCUGGCCGUGGGGCGCCGCGGAGGUGAGCGGCCCCUUGGGGGGGGAGCCCCGCCGCCGAGAGGACUGGAAGAAACUUUGUUGAUUAGUUCAAAAUGUAGCAGCAAGAAGGCCACAACUUUACAGACAGUUAGGAUGCCAAGGAGUAAUGUUUUGGACCGAGUACAGAGCUUUUUACCACAAAUGGCCCAUGCAAAUGAUGAGCUAAGAAGAAAAAUGGUAACAGCACCAGCUCAUCAGUUUGAUAUUGAAAAUCUAGACAGUGCAACAGAAAAAGUUAUAGAAAUGAAUGUGGCCGUAGUUGAACUGAGUGAUUCCGAUACAGAUGAAGAGAUACUAACUUCAGAAGAUGACUCGGAAUCUGAAGAUGACUGUACAACUGAUGAAGUGACAAUAGACAACAUUAAGUUUCCUAAACAAAAGGGAGAAAAGGGCAAAAUAGAAAUUUUGGACAGCAAAGUGAAUGAGUAAAUCCAUUUUUAUUUUACUUCAAAUCUAAUUGCAUUUUAUUACUUUGAGGACUUGGCCUGUAAAACCACCUUCUCUCCCAAAGUAGCAUCCCUCAGGAUCAUGUGAAAUGCUAUAGUUUACAUGGUGGAGAAUUCAGGAUCCACUCAUGACUGAGGCAAACUGGAUUUCUGAAGAAUUAAGUACGGUUUUAUUCAUCAAACAAUAUGGAAAUGAACUUCAUUGUAGGUUAGACUAAGAAAGCAUUUGGGCCACUGAACUAGUUAAGUUAAAAUUCUUGUUCUCUUGCUUAGUUGGAGAAAGAUUUUUGUAGUGUGCUAGAAGUUGUUUUUGCUUCAAGGGCAGGAAAGAGUUAACUAGGAAAAAAAGCUUUGUUUUUAUAUUCCAUAUCCUGUGAAGUGUUAUGUACAAUAUCUUCAAUAUUAAACAUUAUCUGAAAGUACAUUAGAAGUUUGUCUACAUUGCAUUCAUGACAAUGACUGUUGAACACUAACGCAGUGACAGAUGAGCUGGCACGGGUAAGGACAGCCACGACUCAAGAGAGUGUUCAGCAAAGGAUUAUUUAUCCUGUCUGCCUGCAUUGAGCUCUGUAGCAUUGCAGGUAGGUUACUAACUCAUAGCUGGAACGUUUGUGGCUGCAGUGCAGAUACCCAUGGUACUUAAACAGUCAAGUCUGCCUCUCUGGUGUUACAGUCGCUUUAAGCUAUGCUUUACAUCUCCCACUUUCCCUGCCAUGUUUAUGUCCUCUCCAUUUUGUUAACAACUGUCACUGCCAGAAGAAUAAAAAAGUGAAUUUUCAGUUGUUCUGUAUUUAGGUUAGCUUGAAACAUUUGUGAAACCAAAAUCAGUGAAAGUAUGUCUCAUUCAUACUUACCUCAGAUUGAUCAAGUACAAUGGUUUGGGCUGUUGUAUUUACUUCGCAGAUCAGUUUGCAUUUCAGAAGCAUCUGUCAUGCUCCUGGAUGUCGUCGUUUGUUUCUUAAAGGAACUUUGUAUUUUCUAUACCAUUAAAAGAAAAGUUUCUAUAUUGUAUUUACUCAAAUAUUAAAUGUCAUGACUUGAAACCUGCA